Messenger RNA from Clupea harengus (Atlantic herring), 4112 nucleotides. RefSeq names its product mitogen-activated protein kinase kinase kinase 19 (gene map3k19). NCBI's taxonomy places the organism in Eukaryota, Metazoa, Chordata, Actinopteri, Clupeiformes, Clupeidae. The record is from RefSeq and is a predicted model, not a curated record. Gene Ontology annotation, molecular function: protein kinase activity; protein binding; ATP binding. Gene Ontology annotation, biological process: protein phosphorylation.
UGAGUGUAGUAAUGUGUGUUGGUGAUUCUAAAUGGCAUAGUACUGCUUUCCUCAUGCCAGAUAAUACAUACCCUUCUUGAGCAUGCGGCUGAUGUCACGCUGUGUAACCACAACAACCAGACAGCUAUGCAUGUCAGUCAUCGAGACCUCCAGGAGGAGUUGUUGUUGGCCAUGUUCAGGCCCCUGCCUCCUCAGGCUCAGCUCCUACAGGCGUGUUGGCAAGGGCACCUCCACCUGCUGCAGCACUUGCUGGCUCACACAUGCCAUGUGGACGUGGAUACUCCAAACAGGGAUGGGCUAACCCCUCUCAUGCUAGCUGUGAGAGAUGUUGACCUGUUUGAAAGUCUGAAGGGCCGUCUGCCCUGGGAAUACAAUCCACUGGGAGUGGUUAGGGAGCUUCUGUCACUGUCGCUUCACCGGGAGAUAUGCGACCUUAGGGGAUGCUCUGCCCUGCAGUAUGCUUCACAAGUUAAGAGUUCCCUGAGAGAAGAGCUGGUGCAAGUGAUAAUGGAUGCCCUCCACCAGCAAGUGCUCAUGCCCCUGCACUCUGAGUGUGUUGAUCAAGAGGAAUGGUCUGUGAGUAUCUCACAUUGCUUCUCACCCAGUGGUCUCCUUGAGCAGACAUCUGGCAUUUCUGAGAAUCAAUUUCAGUGUUUGGACGGUGGGCCCUUGUCAGAACAGCACAAAAUAAACAGCCAAGAUACGCAGAUCCAGAAGUCUGCCCUGAGCAGCGCGAGCACACCAAGAGAGAUGAGACCUCUUGACAUGGUCCAACGGAAGGACAACAGUCGAACGAGACUGCUUCCGAAAUUGGCGGACCAUUGCAGUUUGGAUAUUAUGAAUUCUGGUAUGCUGGGUAGUACAGAACCCAAUGGCCUAGCUCCAAGUUGGACAGACAUGAACAUCAAGCCUGUUCCUCCUGGAUCCUCAGCUCCACAGACAUCUCUUCUUACCCGGUCUGCACCAACCAUCAUGGAACCUUAUCUGGAUGCAAGUUCCCUUCUUCAAGUGCGAACGAACAUUCACAAUCGGUUGACAAGUACCAAGGAGACAGAUGAAUGGGGACAGAAGGGUUCACCAGAUUCACAAAAAAUCAGAACACCAAGAACAUUGGCUCCAUUGAAGAGAGGAUGCAGAAAUAGUCCUGUUCUAUUGUGUCUGAAAGCACCUUGUCCACUCAAACCUAUUGGUUUGUUUCCUCAGUCUACUGACCGCUCUGUAGAGACUGAAAAGGCAUCCAGAGAGGACAUCGAAGGACAAAGAGAUAGAGAUGACCGUGAAGGAAGCUGCCCCAGUGGUAGACAAGGACCACUGGGCAUAGAGGACACGAAUAGGGACAAUAGUGAUCAAGAGAGCGUUGUGGACUCAGAAGUCCUGGAUGGAUCAUCUCGAUUCGAUUUUCGGAACUCAUCUGUGUUUGAGUGUGCAGCAAACCCAAGACUUGAGGUUGCCAAAGUGUGUGAGGAGCCUACUGGAGUAACAUUUGAGGAAGGUAUUCGUAUCAGAUCUCUGUUUGAUGAUAAGGAAAACUGUGAAUUUCAGCACACUAACACAGAAAUAACACGGGCUGCUGAAGACCCUCAGAUGAACUAUGCAGAUGAGGCACAAGCUGAACAGAAGAUUGUCUGCUCUGAGAAUCCUUCAAUAGAAGCAAGCAGAGCUGAGCAAUCACAUCCAGAGUCACAUCCCUCAACUGGUGACACUAGAGACAUUGUGAAUGAAGUCAAAAUAAGAAACUCACAUGGUGAGGGAGAUACUGAGCAUCUUCUAGUGCCAACUGUGAAUGCCACAAUGGCAAAGGAAGAACAUGUGCCAGAAGCCAAGAGUCAAAUUACAAGAUUUAAGAAAGACAGAAAGGGAAGCACUCUUUUCCAAACCAACAAUUCCUUUAAUGUCUUGGCAUUUAAACCCCCAAAUAAGAAAACUUCAGCUGUUCCAUUCCAUGUAAAGAAUCAAGAUGGAAAACAUGAUUUAAUCAACAAAAAUGUGUCAAAGGGUAUUCACACAAACAUAGAGCAAGCAGGCACUCGAAAGCGAGUUACGGAGUUAGUAAAACCAAAGAGGGGAAAUGCUGACAAGAAACGUCUGAGUAAUAUAAGAUGUUUAAGUCAAAAGCAUCUCAACCAAAAGGAGCAGAAUAGAACAAAACCUCCCCACCUUCCCAAGUCAGAGAUUGUAGGGCCACUUAAGGCCAAAUCAGCUGUGGAUUAUAUAACUUACAAUGACAUGUUUCAUGAGAUCAUGAAGGGGGACGAUGGGCUAGCCAUUUUUGAGAUGUUUGCAACCCCACUGUAUGACAACCUCAGAGUGACAAGGUCCUCUGAAAGACAAAGGCAGGUGCAGUCAGCUCCACCAAUCAAGACCCAUAUCCAAAACUUCAAGAACAGAUGCCCCAAGAUAGUGGAGAGAAAGAAAAAGAAACAGGCCGAUAAGAGUAAACAGAAAAGAAAUAGGGACAUUGUAGUAUCAGGAAUGCCUUGCAAUGCACUAAUUUUGAAAGAAGACAACACUGAAUCAUUUCCCAAUUCAAGCCCUAUGAAGCCUGAGGCGAUCUCAUGUGUUGAGGCAAAUGAAGAAAUUGACGCACCCCAGGGUGAUGAGCAGACUCUGAAAGGGCAUGUAUUGUCAAUAAUUGAAGAAGCUCUGUCUCAAACUAGCUCAAAGGCACAUAUGCUUGGCAAUCAGUUGCAAGGAAAAUAUCUCGGCAUGUCUGCUGAGAAAAGGAAAGCUUCCCUUCAGCUCACUGCAAGUCAUCAGGACGUCCCUGAAGAAUCUGAGGUGAAGGUUGAUCCAGACACAGAGUGCAGUCAAAGUUCAAAGUUCACCAGUUCACAAGUGUGUCCUGCACAGCCAAAGGUCAACACUUGGACCUCAAGCAGCAAGGACCGAACAUGCCUGACUCUAUUUCAGACGUAUGGGGCUGAGGGAGAGGAGGAACCUCUCACAGAUGAGCUGAUGCAGUGCCUGGUGGAUGAGUUAAUAUCACUGGAGGAGAGAGAAAUAGAGACUGACCAUUCUGAAAACACCAGAGUCCUCAGGCCCAGCGAAGAAGCUCCACUGAUGAUGCAACAAACUUUCCACAAGGGCAGUGGGGUGGUCAAUAUGGAAGGGUCCUGUGACGAAGGAGCCAUCACAUGGACAAAGGGAGAAAUUCUAGGUAGAGGGGCAUUUGGAACAGUCUACUGUGGCCUGACCAGCCAAGGGCAGCUAAUUGCCGUGAAGCAAGUCAUCCUGGAUGCCAUGGAUGUGGAAAUAGCAAAAAACGAGUACGGCUGUCUCCAAAGAGAAGUGGACCUGUUAAAGAGCCUCUGCCACACAAACAUUGUUGGGUUCCUGGGCACCUCUCUGAGUGAGAGCAUCGUCAGCAUUUUUAUGGAAUACAUCCCCGGAGGAUCUAUCGCUAGUAUCCUUCAUCGCUUCGGACCCUUGCCCGAAAGGGUGUUAGCCAUCUACACCCAACAGAUCUUAGAAGGGGUGGCCUACCUGCACAGCAACAAAGUCAUCCACAGAGACUUGAAGGGGAACAAUGUCAUGCUUAUGCCCACUGGUGUGAUCAAGCUCAUUGACUUUGGUUGUGCCCGUCGGCUUAGCUGUCUCAACCAAACUGGGAGUCACAGCGACAUCUUGAAAUCUGCACACGGCACACCCUACUGGAUGGCACCAGAAGUGAUCAAUGAGACUGGGCAUGGCCGGAAGUCAGACAUCUGGAGCAUAGGCUGCACCGUGUUCGAGAUGGCGACUGGAAAACCUCCACUGGCUCACAUGGACAAGAUGGCCGCCCUAUUCUACAUAGGGGCCCGACAAGGACUGAUGCCAUCUUUGCCGGACAGUUCCUCCAGACAUGCAAAACAUUUUGUACAAGCAUGUCUAACAAGUGAUCAACAUCAGAGACCUUCUGCAGAGCAGCUGUUGGAACAUCCUUUCCUUCCGCAUGAACGAUGGUUUGAAUGAACAUCCCUGUUCACUUCAGAGAAAUUGAUUGAUUUGACUCGUCAUUUGAAAUGUAAUCUUAGAUUGGAAUGUAAACUAUAAAAUAAUGACUUGCAUUGAAAAUGAACUGCACUAAAUACAUUUAUAAAUACAGCUUUAAGACAGGCAUUGCAUAUUGUGAU